AUGACAGCCCAACUUCAUAGCUACGACUACAAGUUUAUGCAGAUGGCCACUUUCUCUGGGGUGCAUGGGACAUGGUCGAAAGUCUCCGCAGUGAGAGAACAUCUCUCACUUUAUGAUUUUGUGGUAUUCAUGGACGCAGAUACAAUCUUUCCCCAUCCACAUGUACCCUUGGAAUGGCUAUUCAACUACUGGGACAUCGUCCCAGGUAACCUUAUCGCCAUGGCCCUCGACCCGGAAGACCCAAAUAAUAACGAUUUGCGAGGCCGGACUCUCCUGAAGACAGGCUUCAUCAUCGCCCAGAAAAGUUCUCGAGCCCAGGAACUAUUUACGGCGUGGGAGUCCUGUCCCCAAGAAGUGAAAUACCGGGGAAAUACCCCGGUUGCUCUAAUUUCAGCUACAACCGGCCGCACGAGCAAUCUCGGGGCUCUGGAUUUUAUUGAAUCGAAUUUAUUACUCAAAUGCUCGGAAGCAAAUGGAUGUCCUGAGAUGGCACAUCUCGGUUGCUCGGGGAAAUUGGUACUUCAUUACUGGGGGUCAAAGGCGUCUGUUCCUUCUGCGGUGCAAGAAUCCAUUGUGCAACAUUUCCUCCCGUCGCUGCAUGGGGGAUUUCAUCGGGACUUUGCGAACAUUGUUUACGCCACUUAUGGGAAUCCGAAUUUCUCUCUUGCGGGAGGUGGGAACUUCACGUCCGAAAUCGAGCAGAAACUUGGGAGUGAGAUGCCGGCGCUGACUCAAGAGGAUCUCCGUGAAACGACUGAAACAUCAUCAAUCUUGAAUCCUUUAUUAUGA
Messenger RNA from Penicillium manginii, 789 nucleotides. RefSeq lists its product as uncharacterized. The record is from RefSeq and is a predicted model, not a curated record. Gene Ontology annotation, biological process: protein N-linked glycosylation. Gene Ontology annotation, molecular function: glycosyltransferase activity. Lineage: Eukaryota; Fungi; Ascomycota; Eurotiomycetes; Eurotiales; Aspergillaceae. The coding region runs from base 1 to 789 and encodes 262 amino acids. The transcript is spliced from 2 exons. Gene Ontology annotation, cellular component: Golgi membrane.